AUGAAAUUUUUUACAUUAUUUACAGUAUAUUUCACACUAUUUUGCAAUCGUUUUGACAUUAAUUUCAAUGAUUUAAUAAUUGUUUGGAUUUUGAUUUGAAUGUUAGGGAAAUGGAGACAAACAGACACUCAAACAGUGAUCACAAAUCAAAAACAUUGGUUUAUCUCUUAAUUGUCUUCAUUUUGACGAUUGUUUUGCUGUAUCUGACGAGAGGUGAAGACUUCGUCACAUUCUUCCUCAUCUUUGCCACUCUUAUGAUCAUUUCAUUUAUGGUCUUAUUUUGUGUCAAAUGUUGUUGUCGUCGACGACUCACCUCUGGAGCCAUUCUCAGCCCUCAUCUGGUGGUCACUCAAGUGGUUCCCAACAGUGGACACAACGGACACAACCGUCACAAUAGACAUCACUCAAUGCAGACCAACAAUCAUGUGGUCAUCGCUCAGACCAGACCUCAAAUGGUGUCACAAAUGAGACAAAACACGACACCAUUGAUGUCAUCGCCGCCGACAAUGAACGGCACCGAUGUCUUGGAGUCGACGGCAUUCACGCCUUGCAUACCCUCCGCUCCACCACUCGAUGUCCAACACUUAAGUCACAAUCAAACGCUUCCGACAUAUGAAGAGGCGAUUCAAUCCAAUUUACUUCAUUUGGCAGUUGUGGCCGAUAUUGAUACUCAAACGAUGACAAAUAUCUGUCAGUUUGUGGUCAAAAACUUUGGACUCGUGGGAAUCAAUAGUCGCAAUAAUUUACUGCAAACUCCUUUACACAUCGCUUCUUGCAUUGGAAACCAAAAUUUAGUCAAACUUUUGAUGGAUUUUGGCGCAGAUAUCAGUGCUGUCGACAGGAAUAUAGAAAAUGCAAUACAUUUGGCCGUCAAAUAUGGGAACAGUAAUUGUUUGGAAGCACUUGUGUCUAAAUGUAGUGAUAAUAACGCUUUGAAUGCAUUAAAUAUCAAUGGAUUAUCGCCUCUACAU
This is a messenger RNA of Medioppia subpectinata, 971 nucleotides long. NCBI's taxonomy places the organism in Eukaryota, Metazoa, Arthropoda, Arachnida, Sarcoptiformes, Oppiidae. The record is from the annotation of a GenBank genome assembly.